AUGGCAAGAGGGAGAAAACCAGGGCUGAAAACGGUGCAAAAUGCUGUGAAAGAAACAGAAACGAAAGGGGAAAGUAGCUCUAAGCAAGAAGAAAGGGUGAUUGCAAUGGAAAUCGUGGAGAACGUGGGAACGGAUGGGGAAUCAGCAAACCCUAAAUUGAAAGAGCGUAUUGUAGAAUUGGCCAGCGCUGAACAAAAUAAGGGCAAGAAGCAACAGAAUGGAGUUUCAGAGGAAUCGGGGAAGAAGAAAUCGACAUGGGAAGAGAGUAUUGAAGGAGAGAAUCGAGCUACUACCUGGGACACAUUCAAUGUGAACAAAAUGCGUAGAUCUGGAGCCAAACUCGAAUUCAUUCAACCAAAAUAG
Molecule: messenger RNA, 363 nt
Organism: Oldenlandia corymbosa var. corymbosa
Lineage: Eukaryota; Viridiplantae; Streptophyta; Magnoliopsida; Gentianales; Rubiaceae
Source: the annotation of a GenBank genome assembly